AUGAACCCAAAUCAGUCUCUCACACGUCGUUCUCAAGCUUUGGGCUUAUCUGUGACGUCGUUGUGCCGUAUUAUGCGAAAGGAUCUUGGUCUAAAUCCUUACAAGAUCAAAUUGACGCAAGAACUGAAGCCGCUUGACCACCAGAAACGACAUAUGUUCGUGAAUUGGGCUGAGCAACAACUUGAAAAUAAUCCGGAUUUUCAUCGACAAAUCAUUUUCAGCGAAGAGGCUCAUUUUUGGCUGAAUGGCUUCGCCAAUAAGCAAAAUAUGCGUUAUUGGUCAGGCAGCAAUCCACGCGAACUCCAUGAGUCAACAUUACAUCCCGAAAAAAUUACGGUUUACUGA
Molecule: messenger RNA, 345 nt
Organism: Belonocnema kinseyi
Lineage: Eukaryota; Metazoa; Arthropoda; Insecta; Hymenoptera; Cynipidae
Exons: 1
Coding region: 1-345 (114 amino acids)
Molecular function (GO): nucleic acid binding
Source: RefSeq, a predicted model, not a curated record